AUGAGGGUGAUGCUGGGGGCGCCAUCUAUACGCGGGAAACGGUGUGGGCCUACCAGCUGCAUUGGCCUGGUCUACAUAGGGCUGCGGCGGCGGCUCUUGCAUGGCAGCAGGCAGCAACGUGGACACUUCGCGCGUCAACGUCAGGGCCAGCUGUGGGCCAGAUCCCACGCCAGGCGGCAGGAUCUUGUUCAGUGGGUCCAGCUCCAGCUGUUGGUACAUAUUCUGCUGCUGCUGCUGCAGAGGCGGCGAUCCGUACUGGUCGUGAUUGGCACUGCGGCGCCGCUGGAGCAUGCGGCUGUGCAGAGGCGCCUGCAUCUGCUGGUGCUGCUGAGAGGCGCCCUGCUGCGAAGACAUGGACUGUUGCUGUUGUUGGGGUGGUUGUUGCUGGGGUUGUUGUUGUUGGGCGCCGCCGGACGGGGACAGGGUCGGCGAGACGACGCUGAAGCCGCCGUGGGAGGAGUUUUUGGCGCCGGUGGCGAGCAUGCAGCCGUGGCGGAUGUGGAGGAUCAUUUCCAGGGACAGGUCGAAUUCUUUGCGGAAGUCCAUGACGACGUAGGCGCCACCUUUGGCCCGGAGGCAGAAGUUCUGGUGCUCACUGCUAUGCUGAAAAAUAACGAGGAUGACUCACGUGACGACGGUCCACUCAGAGUUGAUGGCCACAGCAGACUGGGCCGGGAUGCCCUCGUGGCCAAAGAACGUGGGCUGGUAGGGGUUCAUGACCACUUCAUUGCCGGCAAAUUGGUCAGAGAGCCGACCCGACGCACGGAGGACGCCUUGGACGAUGACCGCCCCAGGUUCACUGUCUUGUCCAUGCCGACUAUAAUAUUGUCACGGGUCAAACAGAUGUCACCCGCUGACACGCCGUUUCACUUGAGACAACUAGAUGUUGCCCAAGUGGAAAUGACCAAUAAGGAGCACAAUAAACUUGUAUCCAUUAUUAUUACUGGUGGCAGUGCUGGUGGGAUUGCUAGUGUUGAUCAUGGCUGGAGGCUGUAUGUUGUUAGCCUCCAGACAGCCGUCAAUCCGGGCACUCUGGGCCUUGUUGUCGAAGCUGGUGCCAGCGGGGAUGCCCGUGCAGCCCGGCUUGGAGCGGUCGCCCAGGUCCUCGCACGAGUCCGUGAGGAGGACGGCCUGGCCCUUGCCGUCGGCGCCCGAGUAGAGCGCGAUGCGCUGCGCCUGGCCCGACGCGAGCUUCCCGGCCUCGGGCCACAGGGCCAGCACCAGGACGCAGAGCGCUGCCCAGCUCGACCGCUGACGCAUCCCUGCUCCAGGGCCCCCGGCUCCUUCGACUCCUACCGACAUGGAAUGCUCUCCAGGCUAACUGUGAGAUCCACUCUGAGAAAGAUUCUUACAUGCAACUUUGCAUUGAAACAGUUUCUAACCUUGAAAAUUGAUAAUUUUCAUCUCAAUUUGUAG
Molecule: messenger RNA, 1416 nt
Organism: Notodromas monacha
Lineage: Eukaryota; Metazoa; Arthropoda; Ostracoda; Podocopida; Cyprididae
Source: the annotation of a GenBank genome assembly